Molecule: messenger RNA, 816 nt
Organism: Helobdella robusta
Lineage: Eukaryota; Metazoa; Annelida; Clitellata; Rhynchobdellida; Glossiphoniidae
Exons: 5
Coding region: 1-816 (271 amino acids)
Biological process (GO): protein secretion
Cellular component (GO): endoplasmic reticulum; endoplasmic reticulum lumen
Source: RefSeq, a predicted model, not a curated record
AUGGCAGAAAAUAAAACGUUCAACCAUUUGUUUGUUUUUGCACUAAUCCUGAUUAGCACGUCAGCGUUGUUUGCACUGGCCGACGAUGUCAACGGAGCUGUCACUUUAAAUUCUGGAACAUUCGACAAGAUUCUGGGGAAGUUUAAGACAGUUCUAGUAAAAUUUGACACUGCCUAUCCAUAUGGCCACAAACAGGAUCAGUACAAGAAGGUGGCAGAAAGUUCCAUUGGACAGCCUGACCUGCUCGUAGCCGAAGUUAAUAUUAAAGAUUAUGGUGAGAAGGACAAUGAUGAUUUGAAACAGAGGUACAACAUCAACAAGGAUGACUUCCCUGAAUAUCGACUCUUCUUAAAAAACGCUAAGGAUCCGAUUCCAUUCAAGGGAGAUGAAGAGAAAGCUGAGGAAAUUCUUGACUUUCUUGUCAAAGAGUCGGGUCUUUGGUUAGGAGGGCCAGGUUCAAUAAAAGAGUUUGAGGAUCUUGUAGUGAGGUUCUUUAAAGAACCUCAAGAAAGUAGAGCUUCCAUCAUCAAAUUAGCUGAAGAAGAGUUAACAAAAGAGAAACACAAGAGUAACUUCGAGCAGGCUGAAAUGUAUGUCAAACUCAUGUCAAAGCUUGAUUCAGAUGUCAACUUUCUUAUGAAAGAAAUAAGUCGGGUGUCGAAGCUGUUGGCUGGAAAGUUGAGUGACAAGAAGAAGCACCAACUGAAGAUUAGGCAGAAUAUUUUGAACAUUAUAAAUGCCAAAUAUCGUGAGAGUCUCGAUAGUAAGAUUGUUAGAAACAAUGAUGAUGCCAACAGUAGCAGCAAUGAGCUGUAG